CCUUGGAGGUGUGAGCUAUUUCUUAAAGGUCAGCAUUAUUUUCAGACAGAGACAUCUCUCAACUUGACUUCUCUUUACUUUUCAAGGAUUAUCCAAAGAGACUUCCAAGAUGUCGUUCUGUGGCUGGGGUGGUGAGAAGUACAAAGAUCAUUUUGAUGAUGGAGUAUACGUGUGCUCCCAGUGUGGCUAUGAGCUGUUUGCCAGCACUAAGAAGUUUGAGCACAACUCUCCCUGGCCUGCCUUCACGGAGACGGUUCACCCUGACAGCGUAUCCAAGUACAACGAGUCCGCCUCUGCCCUCAAGGUCUCCUGUGGCAAGUGUGGCAACGGACUAGGCCACGAGUUUCUUAACGACGGACCUACGCAGGGCCAAUCCCGUUUCUGAAUAUUCUCGUCCUCCCUUUCCUUUAAGGGGAAAGGAGAGGGCGUGACAACCGGGGAGGGGGCAGGAGGAAGCAAGUAAACGCACGGGGACUAUUGUAUAUACUAUUAUAGGCUGAUAUAGGCUGAUAUUUUUAGCUCCAGUAAUUAUGUUUAUUUAUUGUUUUUGUUAUAUACACUGUGUUUGUGAUGCCUCUGAGCUCAUCCCUCAUGUCAGGGUGCUCACUGGCUGAGGACUGUCACUGUGUUCAGCAGAAACCUUUACGCUGUCAUAUGAUUAUAAUUAUUGUGUGUGCAAGUUGAA
Molecule: messenger RNA, 685 nt
Organism: Halichondria panicea
Lineage: Eukaryota; Metazoa; Porifera; Demospongiae; Suberitida; Halichondriidae
Product: methionine-R-sulfoxide reductase B1-A-like
Exons: 2
Biological process (GO): protein repair
Cellular component (GO): nucleus
Molecular function (GO): peptide-methionine (R)-S-oxide reductase activity; L-methionine (R)-S-oxide reductase activity
Source: RefSeq, a predicted model, not a curated record